UUGGGUCUGACUUGAGUGGCCUGUGUAAACGUUGGGGUCCUAUCAGGCCCAGCAGGCGCUAUGAGCUCUUUCGAGGGGCAGAUGGCUGAGUAUCCCACUAUCUCCAUAGAUCGCUUCGACAGGGAGAAUCUAAGGGCGCGCGCCUACUUCCUGUCCCACUGCCACAAGGAUCACAUGAAAGGAUUAAGAGCUCCUGCCUUGAAAAGAAGGUUGGAAUGCAGCUUGAAAGUUUACUUAUACUGUUCACCUGUUACCAAAGAAUUGUUGCUAACCAGUCCAAAGUACAGAUUCUGGGAGAAACGAAUUAUAUCAAUUGAAAUCGAAACUCCUACCCAGAUAUCUUUAAUUGAUGAAGCAUCAGGCGAGAAGGAAGAGAUUGUUGUGACUCUCCUACCAGCCGGCCACUGUCCAGGAUCUGUCAUGUUUCUAUUUCAGGGCAGUAACGGAACUGUCUUGUACACAGGAGACUUCAGGUUGGCCAAAGGAGAAGCUGCCAGAAUGGAGCUGCUACACUCUGGGGGCAGAGUGAAGGACAUCCAAAGUGUAUACUUAGACACCACUUUCUGUGAUCCAAGGUUUUAUCAAAUCCCAAGUCGGGGCGAGUGUCUGAGUGGAAUAACUGAGCUGGUGCGGAGCUGGAUUACGCGGAGCCCCUACCACGUUGUUUGGCUCAAUUGCAAAGCCGCCUAUGGCUACGAGUAUCUAUUCGCCAACCUCAGUGAAGAAUUUGGAGUCCAGGUUCAUGUAGAUAAACUAGACAUGUUCAGGAACAUGCCCGACAUUCUUCAUCAUCUCACAACAGACCGGGGCACCCAGAUCCAUGCAUGCCGACACCCAAAGGCUGAGGAAUACUUCCAGUGGAACAAAUUGCCCUGUGGAUCAACAUCUCGAAAUGGGACCCCACUGCACUCAAUUAGCAUUAAACCAUCCACCAUGUGGUUUGGAGAAAGAACCAGAAAAACCAAUAUAAUUGUGAGGACUGGAGAGAGUUCAUACAGAGCUUGCUUUUCUUUUCAUUCUUCCUACAGUGAGAUUAAAGACUUCUUGAGCUACAUCUGUCCUGUGAAUGCAUAUCCAAAUGUCAUCCCAAUGGGCACAACUAUUGAUAAAGUCAGAGAAAUUUUAAAGCCUUUAUGCCGAUCUCUCCAAAACACCGAACCAAAGUACAAACCACUUGGAAAAUUGAAGAGAGCUAAAAUUACCUACCAAGACUCAGAGGAGGAGGAUGACCUCUUUGAUGAUCCCCUGCCACCACCUUUAAGGUAUAAGGUUUCAAAACUGCAGACUUCACACCCUGAUACAGUUCCAAAGACUAUAGGAUUCUCAAGCCAGCCUGAAAGUCCGAGACGAGAAGGCUUCAAAGCUGAAAGGAUGCAGAGCUCUCUUUGGGCAAAUUUUAUAGACUGUGAAGAAUCUAACAGUGAAAGUGAGGAUGAAUUACAAAUCUCACCUUUAUCUGAAAGAGAUCUGGGUCACCAGCAGAAGACUGAAAUGGAAAUACCACAGUGGGAAGUGUUCUUUAAAAGAAAAGCUGCAGAUGAUGGUUUAGGAAAUGGUCCUUCAUCCACAGAAGCAGAGGGCUCUCAGUCACCAAAGCUUUUUAGUGAUUCAGAUGGGGAGUCAACUCACAUCUCUUCUCAAAAUUCUUCUCAAUCAACACACAUUUCAGAACAGGGGAGUCAAGGCUGGGACAGCCAAUCUGAUACUGUUUUAUUAUCUUCCCAGGAGAGAAACAGGCCAAAAAUCAAAGAGUAUAUUCCUGCCUCAGAGACAAAAGAAAAUGUUCCUUGCCCAGAGGAUACUUACACUGCUUUAAAAUGCAGAGAUCAAUAUUUAAAUAUAGCUCCUAGUAUUGGAGAGCCAACUACUUUAAGCAGUAGAAAAAAUAUACCUCAGGAUAAAAUGGUGCUAAACACUAGCUCCAGUGCAGAUUCGUAGAGCUCUUCUGAUUUUGAAAUUCCCUCAACUCCUGAAGCUAGCAUCAGGUAAGAGCAUAGUAGUUGAAAAAAGGAAAAGGUCAUACAUAGAUAUUUAAGACUCAAAAGCACUCUACUUUAGAGCAACCACUUAAAAAAAAAAACUUAAUAAGCAAAAUCAAAAUUGUUCACCAAAAAUGUUUAUACUAUUUAAAAAUGCAACAAUAAAGCAGAAACAAGUUACAGAACUAUAUUGAUAUAAUUAUCAAUAACUAGAUCACAUAACUGGAUUAUUUUUCCCCUAGUUUUGUACUAAGUUAAAAGGAGUGAAAAAACCUGCAGUGCCUUCCUUCAUACCAAAUGCUCUAAUAAUUCCAGUUCACCAAGAAGACAUGGCCCAAAUUCAGGGAGUACUUACUGUACAAUAUACAGAUCACAAGAACAGAACAUAAAAACAACUGGAUUUCACGUUUAGAACACUCACCAAGGCCAUAUCCUGGAUCAAAGCAUUUCAUACUGAAAUAAUAAACUAUUAUUGUAAACUUA
Molecule: messenger RNA, 2462 nt
Organism: Erinaceus europaeus (western European hedgehog)
Lineage: Eukaryota; Metazoa; Chordata; Mammalia; Eulipotyphla; Erinaceidae
Gene: DCLRE1C
Product: DNA cross-link repair 1C
Exons: 14
Coding region: 61-1938 (625 amino acids)
Biological process (GO): double-strand break repair via nonhomologous end joining; protection from non-homologous end joining at telomere; interstrand cross-link repair
Molecular function (GO): 5'-3' DNA exonuclease activity; damaged DNA binding
Source: RefSeq, a predicted model, not a curated record